Messenger RNA from Eptesicus fuscus (big brown bat), 2285 nucleotides. RefSeq names its product interactor of HORMAD1 1 (gene IHO1). The coding region runs from base 63 to 1766 and encodes 567 amino acids. Gene Ontology annotation, biological process: homologous chromosome pairing at meiosis; meiotic DNA double-strand break formation; DNA recombination. The transcript is spliced from 8 exons. The record is from RefSeq and is a predicted model, not a curated record. Lineage: Eukaryota; Metazoa; Chordata; Mammalia; Chiroptera; Vespertilionidae. Gene Ontology annotation, cellular component: condensed nuclear chromosome.
AUUUGUACGAAGUUUAACAACAGAAAAUGCCUGUUUCUGGCUCAUAGGAAUAAUCAUAAGAAAUGAAUUUUAAUGUCUGGAAUAUCAAAGAUAUGCUCAGCAUUCCCUCAGCCUCUGGGACCACUAAGUCAUCUAGCUGGGCUAAUAAUCAGAGUGAUUAUUCCAGUCUCAGUGACUCUCAGUUCCUCUUUGGAUCCCAGUUCUGUCCAGAAAGUUCAGAGACCCUGUCAGCACCUUUGGACGUUGGUGUCCAUUUGAGAGACCCAAAACCGUUACAAAAGGGUUCUCUGGAUAAUGAACCUAGUAUUUUCACAAAGUACCAGACAAAACCCCAGCUGUUUGAAGAAGAUAUAAAUGAUGGAGGCUUAUUUCCUCUUCCUUUGCCAGUUGGAAAAUCAAAAGGCCUUUUGGAACAGUUUGAGGAGAAAAAGAAAAUAGCAAAAGAUAAAUGUGACAGGGAGGCUCUGCACAGCUUCAUUUCCCAUGUCCGAGAAAGCAUCCACAAGUUGCAGACAUCCGUGGAAAAGUCUGAGGAACAUCUCAGUUCAAGAAGCCAAUCUAUUUUGGAUUCUUUGGAGACUGUGGCCAAGACCUUGCAAGAAACGGCGCGGGCCCAGCGGGAUGUGCUGGAAGCAGUGCAGGACAGAGGCAGCCUGGAGCAGGCCGUCCUGGAGAUGCAGCAGAAGUCUGAGGCUCGACAGGCGGAGAUCAGAGAAGUGAAGUCCGGCCUGAAGCUCCUGGAAGCUGCAGCUGCCCAGCAGAGCAAGGACCUGCAGCAGCUGUGCGAGCAGCUGGCCCAGCUCAACGUGCCCGGCGCCCUCGCAGAGCUGAAGAGCUUCAUCUCCGGGCCUCGGGGCCCCGCGCACGUGACAGACAGCACUUCCCAGACCUCACCCCCGCGGGCCCAGGCCCAGCGGGCCUCUGGGGAGCCAGCGGCGGGGCAGGCCCAGGCCCUCCCUGCGACGCGGGAUCUGAGGAUGGGCGCCCGGCGGCCCGGGGAGUUGGAUGUCUGGGGUGAGGGAGCAAAGAGGGCAGCUCUCCCAGAAGAGGCAGCUGGAGCAGGAAAGAGAAGCAGGGGAGCCCGGGACAAGGCCGUACAGACUAACCUCAAGAGUCAGCUUAUUCCCAAGACCAGCUCGGAGAACUAUGGCGCCAGCACCCCGGGCCACCGGGCCUCUGGCGUCAGGACCCUGGUUGCCCACGGAGCCUUGCGGCUUAUGUCCCCGGAUGUAAACAACUUUGUAACCAGCCCAAAACGUCCAACCAAAGACGUGUGUUCAGGUGGCCCUGGUGAGCAGGGGCAGGCGCCGGGAGAACACAGGGGGAAAGGCCAGCCGCCGCCCCGGAGCACCCGCAGAGGCAGGCCCCCCGGCAGGAGGCAGGAGCAACCCCAAAGCAAAGCCUGUGCCUUCCGCCCUCAGCGCCCCCAGCCUCCCGGCCCCGGCUCACAGAGGGCCCUCCCGGAGCAGCAGGAACCCCGUGCUCAGCCCCUGCGUCGGGGGUUCCUGGGGCGGAACCCCACGCAUCCUGCCCCGGGAGGAGCACUCAGACCCAGGACAGCGCAGGCAGCACGCGGGGCCCUCCCGCAGCUCAGCGGGCCCUCCUCCCAGGACAGCAGCCAGCGCUCUGACAGCUCCCAGGGGGACCCCCGAAUGCGCUGGUUCAGCGACCUCAACCCUGAAAGCUCCCAGUCCCCUCAGGCCAAGCAGCCGGGGAAGACUGUGCUCUACGACCUGGGCUUUGACAGCAGCGACGAGAGCUGCUGAGGAGCCGGCGGCUGGUGGGCGGUCCCCGGAAAGAGGAACUACCGCACCCCAGCUCACAGGGCAGAGGCUGCUGGGAAGGGGCAGGCCUGGCGUUCCGGUGCUGCCCACGCCGGGCACUGGGGACAAGGGCGCCCUUUCUUCCUGGAGUGAAGCCGGUGGGGGAGCUGGCGCUGUGUUGUGGGUGCAGGGGCGCUGGCUCCACGGGGACCCUGGGAGCAAAGGGCCUCUCCGGGCGGAGCUGAGGGAGCAGGACUUCAAACGCUUUUUUUUUUCUUCAAAAUAUUCUCUACACGUGACCACUCUCUCCCGGGGCCUCCAGAUUGUUUAUUUUCCCCAGCAUUGCUGCCGAGCGUUUGCGUUUUGGUGAGUGGACCGGCCAUGCUAGUCAGUCCCGGUGAACGGGGAGCGCUAGAGCUGCCGGCGACAGAGGUGGCACCAGACAGGUGCCCGAGCGCCGCUGCCCACGCCACGUGACUCCACUGUCCUCCGGCUGUGGCCCCACGGCCUGCCUUUCGAUGA